This is a messenger RNA of Dromiciops gliroides (monito del monte), 1773 nucleotides long. It is a transcript of the gene LACTBL1, whose product is annotated as lactamase beta like 1. The coding region runs from base 1 to 1773 and encodes 590 amino acids. The transcript has 7 exons. The record is from RefSeq and is a predicted model, not a curated record. Lineage: Eukaryota; Metazoa; Chordata; Mammalia; Microbiotheria; Microbiotheriidae.
AUGGCUGGGUUGCAGCCCCAGGUCUGCCCAGGGCUCACACUGCCCAAGGUGAAGGGGAAGGCGGUUCCAGCACUGGCCGGCUUCUUCUUCCUCCUGUCGGUGGCCAUGACCGGCUGCUUUCUGUGGCAGUAUCAUCUCCGGAAGGCAGAGCUUGGCUCCUCUGUCAUAGAAGUGACCUCAGAAACUGUACAGAUGUGUCCCCGGUAUCCAGAGCCUGUGCCCCUAGAGCAUCCCCUUCCCAUAUUGAAGGAGGCCCUGGAGAAGGUGGACAAGAUUCUGCGGCAAACAAUGCCCACUGCCCCUGGCCUCAGGGCCAUGUCUGCUGUGGUUAUUUACAAUGACACUGUGCUGUGGACCGGGAACUUUGGCUGGAGGAACGGCUCAGACAAGGCCUCGGGGCCCCCCAGCGAAUAUACCAUCUACCGGAUCGCCAGCAUCUCCAAGAUCUUCCCCACGCUCAUGUUGUACCGCCUGUGGGAGGAAGGCGUUGUAGUGUCUCUGGAUGACCCGUUAGAGCGCUAUGCCCAAGGCUUCACCAUCAAGAACCCACUUGGAGCAGGGCAUCGUCCCAUCUGGGGAAGCCUGAUGGAUGGGCUGGAGAAGGGGGCCCUGCCCCUCAAACCCACAACAGUCACUCUCCGAAGAAUGGCCAGUCAGCUUUCAGGGUUACCCAGAAGACUCCGCUCAACAACUCUGCUGUGGCGGGGAAGCACUGAGGACGCCCUGGCUCUCCUGAGGGAUGAUGUCCUGGUGGCUGAUCCUGGAACCAGGUUAGGGAAGCCCUUCAGGUGUCAUUACAGCACCUUGGCCUUCUCUCUGCUGGCCCACGUGUUGGUCCGGCACACCAACCACAGGGACUACCAGCAGUGGGUGUCUGACAAUAUCCUGGAUCGACUGGGGAUGGAGGACACAGGGUUUGACCUGGCGCCCUGGGUUCAGGCCCGCAUGGCUGCAGGCUUCUAUGGCAGUGGGCACCCUGCCCCACUCUAUGACCUUGGCUGGUAUCGCCCCUCUGGCCAGAUGUACUCCACGCCUGCUGACUUGGCCAAGCUGGCGAUGGUGCUCCUUGGCAGUGCCCCCCAGAGUCUCUUGGCACCGGAUACGAUUAAGACCAUGCUGACCCCGCUCCUCACCUGUCCUGGGACCUACUUUGCCAACCAGACGGGCACACCAUGGGAGUUUCACACCCAACGGGGCUAUAGCAUCGUCCGGAAGGAUGGGGACCUGGAUGGCUAUGCGGCCACCUUCUCCCUGAUCCCCCGACUGAAGCUCAGCUUCAUUGUGCUCAUGGCUGGGCCCCGGCCAUCGGGUUUGGACCUGGUGACCCAGGUGUAUGAUGUCCUUAUCCCUGCCAUGGAGAUGGCCUUCCGGGAGGUCGACAGGAGCCUGGAACCACCACCCAGCCCGGGCCCCUACUUGGGCUUCUACACCUAUGCCAACCUAACCUUCUAUGAGAUCCUCCUGGGGCCCUCGGGGGUCCUCUGCAUGCGGCAGUUCGGGCCCCAAGUGGAGAAGCUGAUCCCGGCCAAGUUCCGUACCCUAAAGCUGCAUCACGUGCAGGGCCGGGUCUUCCAGGUGGUUGUGGACAAAGAGUUUCCCUGCAUCCUGCCCCUGGGGGCAGCAUGGCUUCCCUUGGAGACCCAGCAUGGCCAGCUCCUAAACUUUUAUCCUUUUGACCAGAGAGGGCUCUCUCCAGGCUUUGACGCCCCGGGCUUGAACACGUACAAAGUCCUUCGGAUGGCCCAAAAGCCCAUCUUCAACACUUCGGUUUGA